GCUAGCAAGCCAGUCAUCAGGCAGUCGCGCCACCGCACACAGGCAUCGUCUCACAGCUUUGAGACGUGCCGUAAGCUGCACUGUGAGAGCGCUGUCACACAGCGCAGCGCAUUGAGCCGCCACGAGGCCACGACCUAUGCGCCACCGCAGCAGCAGCCUCCUCGCCCUCGUCCUCCGCGGCGCAGCAUCGAUGGCGGCACCCAAGACCCCGCAGUCUACGCUCAGACCGGCCAAGGGCAGCGCAAUAACGUUUGACGACAUCGCGCGGAUUCCAAGACCAGGUAGCCAAGGCGUCGCCAAGGCCGCGUUCUCGCCCGACGGCACGCACUUGACCUAUUUAAAGUCCGGCGACGGCUCGCUGACGACGCAGCUCUACGCUACGGAUGUCGCCACUGGAACGACCAAACUGGCCUUCGGGUCCGAGACGAACGAGGACUCGUUCACGCUGAGCAAGGAAGAGCAGAUGCGUCGGGAAAGGGCCAGAGUCAUGGCGACGGGCGUGACGACGUACGCGUGGGCGAAGAAUGCUGAUGUUUUAUUAGUGCCGGCGGACGGCGCCUUGUUCGUGAAGCAGGGUAUUGCUGGCGCGGCCACGAAGCUCUUCGAUGUCGAUGCGUUCCCGGACGUCGGCCGGGGCCCUCCCCUAGAUGCGAAGCUGUCUGAGGAUGGUUCAAGGGUUGUGUUUGUUUGGAAUGAUGAGGUGACCACCAGCGUCUCUCUUGUAUGAAGCGUCGGUCGAUGAAAAAAACUCACACGAAACAUAUACACUCAGACUUCUGAAUUGUCCGUGAAUGACCCGUGACAUCCCAAUAUACUCCGAGACCGCUACAUAUCGAUGAAAUGAGAGAACGUUGUCGUUGCGGCUCUCACAACAAAAACACGCAGGUCUGCGCCGUCGACAUUAAUGAAGGCGUCCCGCGGCGCCUCACGACCGGCGCGAGGGACGUGGAGGGCGUGACGAACGGCGUCGCCGACUACUGCGCCAUGGAGGAGAUGGACCGCUACGAGGGCUUCUGGCUGUCUCCUACUGGUAACCGCGUCUGCUUCGAACAAGUGGACGAGACUGAUGUGUAUUUACUCAAAAUCCCGCGGCCCGGCGACGCCGAGGACCCGGGCGCGGCCGAGGAGCAUAGGUACCCUUUUUCCGGUGCCACGAAUCCCUCUGUGAAAUUAGGAGUGGUUGGCGUGAGUGGUGGAGACGUCGCGUGGCUCGAUUUAACAAAGGCCGGACUGGGCGAAGAUACGUAUCUGGCGAGAGUAUACUGGGCCUCCGACGCCACCGUGUUGGCCUGCGUCCAAUCGCGAGACCAGCGGACGAUGAGAUUAGUUGCUUACGAUAUCGAUAAGGGCACAGAUAGAGUGGUCCUCGAGGAGACCAAUAAAGCCUGGCUGAACCUGAACGACUGUCUCAGGUGGGGUAUUGUGGAGGGUGAAGUCCUGAUCGCGUCGGAGCGCGACGGCGUCCAGCACCUCUACGUCCACAGUACGGGAGACGGUAAGGUCUUGAGAAGGCUCACGGAGGGCACGGACUGCGUCGUCGAAGAGUUAAUUGAUAUCCAGAACGGCCUCGUCUACUACCUAGGAGGCGAUGUCGAACCAGCGAAAUGUACCGAGAGGCAUCUGUUCAGCGUGCCCUAUGAUGGGUCAUCACCACCAAAACGCGUCGACGACGCGGCGGGUGUUUAUCUCGACGCCGCCGCCGUCUCCAAGAGUGGCGCGGUCUUCCUCCAGCAUAGUGCUGUGGAUGCGCCCGUCGUCGCGGAAUUAAGAAGUGAGACCACGACAAUUCUGAAAGAUGCGUCGGACGCACCGUUAGUCUCCCAGCUCAAGCCGCCCGAGUUCUUCGAGAUCCCGUCGACGGACGGCGCGACGACGUUACGGGGCGCCUACUACGCGCCCGAUGCAAACAAGUACGGGCCCGGGCCGUGGCCGACGGUCGUCAGUUGUUAUGGCGGGCCCCACGUGCAGUUCGUGGCCGAUAAAUAUGCGACGAUGACCGGUGACCUGCGGGCGCAGCAUCUACGAGAAAGGGGCUACUUAGUUAUCAAAGUAGACAAUCGCGGGUCGAAAAGACGAGGUUUAGCUUUUGAGGCGGCGGUCCAGAAUAAGUUUGGGUGUUUGGAGGUCGACGAUCAAGUGGCCGCCGUCGAGUGGGCCGUGUUAUGUGGCAAGGCGGAUCCCACGAGGGUGGGCAUCUUCGGCUGGUCCUACGGCGGCUACCUGUCGGCGAUGUGCCUCGCCAAGGCGCCCAUGGUGUUCCGGUGUGCCGUGGCGGGCGCGCCGGUCGCGGCCUGGGAUGGGUACGACACGCAUUAUACGGAAAGGUACAUGGGCACGCCCUCGUCGAAUCCCGAGGGGUACAAAGAAGGCGACGUCUGCACGCACGUCGCGAACGUCGAAGGGGCGCUUAUGCUGGUCCACGGUCUCGUCGACGAAAACGUCCACUUCCGGCAUACCGCUAGGAUCGCCCAGGCCAUGGUCGACGCGGGAAAGGCCUACGACCUGCUGUGCUUCCCGAACGAGCGGCACUCGCCGCGGUCGGAGAAGGACCGGGCCUACCAGGAGGAGCGCGUCUUCGCGUUCCUGGAGACGUGGCUGAAGUAACUACAAGUAUUAAUCA
Molecule: messenger RNA, 2620 nt
Organism: Pelagomonas calceolata
Lineage: Eukaryota; Pelagophyceae; Pelagomonadales; Pelagomonadaceae
Source: the annotation of a GenBank genome assembly